This is a messenger RNA of Oncorhynchus nerka (sockeye salmon), 1987 nucleotides long. RefSeq names its product 5-hydroxytryptamine receptor 7-like. Bases 1 to 1335 code for a protein of 444 amino acids. The transcript is spliced from 2 exons. Gene Ontology annotation, cellular component: plasma membrane; dendrite. The record is from RefSeq and is a predicted model, not a curated record. Gene Ontology annotation, biological process: smooth muscle contraction; chemical synaptic transmission; G protein-coupled receptor signaling pathway, coupled to cyclic nucleotide second messenger. Gene Ontology annotation, molecular function: G protein-coupled serotonin receptor activity; neurotransmitter receptor activity. NCBI's taxonomy places the organism in Eukaryota, Metazoa, Chordata, Actinopteri, Salmoniformes, Salmonidae.
AUGGUCGUGGAUACAAAUGGAACUUUCAACCACAGCAACAUGAGAUCUUACGCGACAGAGAGAGCGGAAGAGCCUGGCGCAACUAACAUGAUUUCGGAGGCGCUCGUUCCACACUUGCUGAAGAUUGUGCAAGAGGCGGCGGAGGCGGUGUCCCCCACUUCGCAGUGUUCAACUCUGCUGAUGGAGAACAGCACCCGGUGCGGGGAACAAAUUCGGAACUACGACAAGGUGGAGAAAGUAUUUAUUGGAGCGAUCCUCACCACGCUCACGCUGUUUACUAUCUGCGGGAACUUGCUGGUGGUGAUUUCGGUGUGCUUCGUGAAAAAGUUACGGCAGCCGUCCAACUAUCUGAUAGUGUCUCUGGCGGUUGCCGAUCUUUCGAUCGCGCUGGCAGUUAUGCCGUUUGUCAGUAUAACGGACCUUAUUGGGGGGCAAUGGGUUUUUGGCCGAGUCUUCUGUAAUGUUUUUAUUGCCAUGGACGUGAUGUGUUGCACUGCAUCUAUAAUGACGCUGUGCGUAAUUAGCAUAGACAGGUACCUGGGCAUAACCAAGCCUCUGACCUACCCUAUGAGGCAGAAUGGCUGUUGCAUGGCCAAGAUGGUGGUGUCCGUGUGGCUCCUGUCCGCCUCCAUCACCUUGCCCCCCCUCUUCGGCUGGGCCCAGAACGUAAACGACAACAAGGUGUGUCUGAUCAGCCAGGACUUUGGUUACACCAUCUACUCCACCUCAGUGGCGUUCUACAUCCCCGUAUCCGUCAUGCUCAUUAUGUACUACCGCAUCUACCGCGCCGCCAAGCUCAGCGCCGCCAAGCACACCAUCACGGGCUUCCCGCGGGUCGGGGAGGAGGCGCGGGGGGGAGAGGAGGCCAUGGAGGAACAGGAGGAGGAAGAGGACAGCGUGGACUGUGUGUCGGCCGCUCUGAGGCUCCACAGGGAGGUGGAGGAGUGCACGCGAUUCUCCCGGCUCGUGAGGAGCAACCGGAGGAACAUGUCCAUCUUCAAGCGGGAGCAGAAGGCAGCAGCCACCCUGGGGAUCGUGGUAGGAGCCUUCAGUGUCUGCUGGAUGCCUUUCUUCUUACUGUCCACGGCCAGACCCUUCAUCUGCAGGGCGGACUGCCCUAGCUGUGUGCCCUUGUGGGUGGAGAGGACCCUGUUGUGGCUGGGCUAUGCCAACUCCCUCCUCAACCCUUUCAUCUACGCCUUCUUCAACAGGGACCUGAGGACCACCUACAGCAACCUGCUGCGCUGUCGUUAUCGCAACAUCAACCGCAAGCUGUCCGCCGUCGGGAUGCACCAGGCCCUCAAACUGGUUGAAAAGACUCACUCUGUUAUCUAAAUGUGACCAUGGUAUUGUUGUUGUGGUAUUGUGGCAGCUGCUAUCUAACUGAUGUUAUUGUUGUGGUUUUGUGGGAGUUGCCAUCUAACUGGUGUUAUUGUUGUGGUUUUGUGGGAGUUGCCAUCUAACUGGUGUUAUUGUUGUGGUUUUGUGGGAGUUGCCAUCUAAAUGGUGUUAUUGUUGUGGUUUUGUGGGAGUUGCCAUCUAAAUGGUGUUAUUGUUGUGGUUUUGUGGGAGUUGCCCUGUGUUGUGGGUUGGUCCCUGUGUUGUGGGUUGGUCCCUGUGUUGUGGGUUGGUCCCUGUGUUGUGGGUUGGUCCCUGUGUUGUGGGUUGGUCCCUGUGUUGUGGGUUGGUCCCUGUGUUGUGGGUUGGUCCCUGUGUUGUGGGUUGGUGUUGUGGGUUGGUCCCUGUGUUGUGGGUUGGUCCCUGUGUUGUGGGUUGGUCCCUGUGUUGUGGGUUGGUCCCUGUGUUGUGGGUUGGUCCCUGUGUUGUGGGUUGGUGUUGUGGGUUGGUCCCUGUGUUGUGGGUUGGUCCCUGUGUUGUGGGUUGGUCCCUGUGUUGUGGGUUGGUCCCUGUGUUGUGGGUUGGUCCCUGUGUUGUGGGUUGGUCCCUGUGUUGUGGGUUGGUCCCUGUGUUGUGGGUUGGGCCCAUU